AUGUGUGAAAGAGAUUGGUGCACUCAUCCCCGUCACAAGGCCGCUGGCUUCCCUGAAUGCAUCAAGGGUGAUUGGACCUCGCUGGACUUGGCGGUUUGCGAGGAAGCUCCCUGCAUGGGUGUGCCAAAGGUGGCUCACGCCAAGGACACCACAGCUUGUGCAAAUCGGCAGUCUGGCCAGAUUUGCCCCAUCGAGUGCCAGGAAGGCUUUCAGUUGCUCACCGAGCUUCGCUGCUACAAGGGUGUGUGGCUGCCAACAGAGUGCGUGGCAUUUUGUUCAGCUCCCACAGAGGCCAUUGGUGGCGCCAUCAGCUUGAAGCAUUGUGCUGGCACUCCGGUGGGCAAGACCUGUGCGGUGGUUUGCCAGCCAGGGCUGCAUCCCGCAGGGCGCAUUGAAUGCUUGCCCGGAGGUCGCUGGAGCGAGUCCAGCUGCUUCGACCCUGCGGAGGAGCUCCUGCAUGAGGUGCUGCUGCGAGUAGAGGCCGAGGGUUUGGAAGACUUCCGCGACUUCUCGGAGGCCAACGAUGCUGAAGCCUUCGAGGUGGCGUGCGCGGCCUUUGAGAGGGUCCUGGCCGAGGAUUUGAAGGUGCCGAUCAGCCUAUUCUCUUCCAAUCUCACUGAAGACUCAGAGACUGGCCGUCAUCUCUAUUGGCUGGAGGUGAAAGUCUUGUGUAGUGAGAUCCAGGAGGUCAAGCCGCUGGUGGUCCGUGACGAUGCCAUGCCUGGCUUUGAGAUCUCUGGCUUGAGGGAGUUCUCGGAUUGUGACAAGAAGCUUCAGCAGCUCAAUCGGUCAAUUCACACACUGCAGGCAGAGACUUACCGCUCACAGCUUUGCAGCAGGCUAUGCAAGGAGAUCGAGGAGAUGAGCUGUGUGCCGGAGUGCGGUGACAGCGUCGUGGGCUUUAAUCUUUAUCCAAAGAGCUUGCAAAUGCAAGUGCUGGAGGAGGAAUCAAUCCGAGGCCUCAACCUGACCUCCAUUCAGAAAGCAUAUUUGAUCUGA
Molecule: messenger RNA, 999 nt
Organism: Durusdinium trenchii
Lineage: Eukaryota; Dinophyceae; Suessiales; Symbiodiniaceae
Source: the annotation of a GenBank genome assembly